UCUUCAUCAAAUCCAACCGCCGCCCCCAGUUUCCAGCAGAACUGCACAGCCCAGCAGCCAUGGCCAGCAUCGUUAAAGCUGUGAGCGACUCGCCUUCUGCCUCGGGCAUCAUCAUCACCCUCCAUCCCCUGGUCAUCAUGAACAUCUCGGAUCACUACACCCGCAUCACCGUCCAACGACAGACAGACAUGCCCGAUCAGUCUCCGAGCGUUCAGCUGGUCAUGGGCGCCCUUCUUGGCACUCAAAAUGGCCGAGAAAUCGAGAUCUUCAACUCGUUCGAGAUUCCGUGCAGUGCCGUCGAUGGCUCGUACGUGAUGAACAAGGCUUACUUUAUUUCGAAGCGAGACCAGUUCAACCAGGUGUUUCCAACCUAUGAUGUCCUUGGAUGGUACUCCACGGGACUGGCUCCAACAUCCACCGAAUUGAACCUGCACCAGCAAAUGUCCGAAUUGAACGAAGGGCUGCUUUACUUGCAGCUGAACCCAACCGCCAUCGUGACCUCCAAAGAGCUGCCGAUCAAUGUGUACGAGUCAGUCAUUGACCUUGUUAAUGGACAGGCUCAAACGUUUUUCACUAAAUCCGACUACAAGGUCGAGACUGCCGAUGCCGAGCGCAUUGCUGUCGAUCACGUUGCCCAUGCUUCGAACAGUGGUCAGGGCAGCACAACCAUCAAUCAACUCACCUCGCAAAGAAACGCCGUGCAAAUGUUGCACACACGCAUCAAGUUGCUGAAGCAGUAUGUCACGGAUGUCAAGAGUGGUGUCAUUCCUGUGGACCAUGUAGUUCUUCGACAGAUCUCGAGUUUGGUUAGGCGCUUGCCUGUGAUCGAAACACCAGAGUUCCAAGAGGAGCUCAUGAUCGAGUACAGCGACUCCCUUCUCAUCUCGUACAUCGCAACUCUGACAAAGGGAGCCAAUAUCCUGAAUGAUACAAUCGAUGCUUUUAACUUUGCCGGAUUCAACGGCAAUCGCCGGAGCGUCAAGGGCCGUCGAGGAUCAGCGGGUAUGGGUACCGGCCAUUUUGCCUGAGUCGGUCGAAGCCGGCCUGUGCAGUCAGCAGCGUACCCAAAACGAAACGGGCCACCCUGUUUUGAGCCAGGGCUGUCGCUUGUUUCUGGGUCCUGAAUACAUCCACCCAUUGCUGCGUCGAGA
Messenger RNA from Polychytrium aggregatum, 1151 nucleotides. RefSeq names its product maintenance of mitochondrial structure and function-domain-containing protein. Gene Ontology annotation, biological process: protein deneddylation. Lineage: Eukaryota; Fungi; Chytridiomycota; Chytridiomycetes; Polychytriales. Gene Ontology annotation, cellular component: COP9 signalosome. The record is from RefSeq and is a predicted model, not a curated record. The transcript is spliced from 8 exons. Bases 60 to 1028 code for a protein of 322 amino acids. Gene Ontology annotation, molecular function: metallopeptidase activity; protein binding.